AUGUGUCACCCAUCUGGGGAAUGUAGCGAAGUUGCGCCCAGAGAGUGCGCGCCCCCUCACUGGAUAAGCCGCAACGAGCGGGGGGGCAGCAAAACGGAGGUGCUGCAUGGAGAAAGCCAUGUAGACGGAUCCCCAAAUGGGGACAACGAAUAUCUGCGCAUUUCCAAAAGGUCCAAAAUGAUGAAGUACAUAAUAAGGUUAAGGAAAAAAAGAAAUUUCCGAAAAAAAAUGAACUCCUUUUUUGUAAAAGAGUCCUCAACUAUUGCAAAUUUGGCGAGGAACAAUAAUCUCACAUUUGAAGUUAUUUUAUCAAACAGCAGAAGUCUGCUGGACCAUUUUAAAAGCAAAUGCUCCAAACUGUAUUAUGCAGACAGCGACACGUUAAAUUACAUUUUUCGUGACUCCCUAAAAGUUAACAAAGGAGCGAAAAACGAUGCUGUAGCUGUAGUGAAACUUCCAGAACCCAUUCCAGCAAAAGAACCCAUCAGAUUUUUGCUAGCUUUUGAUAGAAUACGAUAUGCCUACAACUUGGGGAAAAUAUUAAACACGGCUUACUCCCUGGGUGUUGAUUGUCUCUUUUAUCUUCACAACACAGUGGACCCUUUCAACCACAAAGUUAUCGAAAUGACCAACGGAUCGCAUCUUCAAAUUUCUUACCAAUUCGGCUCAUAUGUAGAGCUAAGACAAUUCUGUGAGGCACAUAAGUUGCUUCCAAUUGUGGCGCAUACGAAUGGAGUGAAUCCAGGUCACAUUUUAAAAGUGACAAGUGAACAAGAGAAGAAGGGAGUGUGUCUCAUUUUGGGGAAUGAAUCCACCGGCCCGCACGCGGACGUGUUGAGCUUCGCAAAACCGAUAAGCUUGCCCAUGCACGAAAUGACCAACUCUUUAAACGUUUCUGUGGCAGCAAGUAUUUUAAUUCAUUACUUGAAAUGCAUGGCGUAG
Messenger RNA from Plasmodium vivax (malaria parasite P. vivax), 942 nucleotides. RefSeq names its product RNA methyltransferase, putative. Gene Ontology annotation, biological process: RNA processing. Bases 1 to 942 code for a protein of 313 amino acids. NCBI's taxonomy places the organism in Eukaryota, Apicomplexa, Aconoidasida, Haemosporida, Plasmodiidae. The transcript is spliced from 3 exons. The record is from RefSeq and is a predicted model, not a curated record. Gene Ontology annotation, molecular function: RNA binding; RNA methyltransferase activity.